Molecule: messenger RNA, 1401 nt
Organism: Mesorhabditis spiculigera
Lineage: Eukaryota; Metazoa; Nematoda; Chromadorea; Rhabditida; Rhabditidae
Source: the annotation of a GenBank genome assembly
AUGAGCCAAGUUGACCCAGAAGAUCACGAAGAAGCCGCCGGAGAGGCCGGGGAUCCGAAUGAGCAAGAGAAAAUCGCUCAGCAGCUUCAGGAGGAAAUUAUCAGAAGAGCCGUUGGAAAAUCGAUCGAAUUGGUCAAUGUCGAUCGAUAUAACACAUUGCUACAUCAAUUAUAUACUCAAAAAGACUAUGAUGGGUGUAAAGAGUUGAUUAGCGAGCUGAUGGAUACUUUUAAAGGAGAAUGUGAUUAUGCAAUUUACAUACGAUCGGUUAUUUGCAGGGAGGAAUGUGACCUUGAGGGUUGUUUGGAAUGGUGUAAUAAAGGAUUGGCGUUGAAUUCUAGUGAUCCAAAAUACAUUAUGCAAAUUGGAAGAGUUCAGUUGCUCCAAGGAAAUCAUACAACAGCCGUGGAAUUUUUGGAAAGAGCUGUACAUCUAGACAAAAUGAAUUAUAAAGCUUAUUUCUGGCUGGCCAGAGCGGUCUACCACCUCGAUACUAACCUAUUCGAUCCCGCCACGAAGGCUAAAGAUAUUUUAUUAAACGCGCCAGUUUUGCAUCACUCAUCUGAGCUCCUCAUCUUCCUCGCCAAGCUUUUUACCCAACUUGGAGAGAUUCAGGCAGCAAUUCAGACGUAUAGGAAAGCAAUUGAGAUGGAGCCCGAAAACAUCGAGCUCAUGUCAAAUCUCGGUAUGCUCUACCUAAGAGCCGGAAGUGAGGAGCAAGCCUUUGCAAUGUUCGGGAGGGCCCUGAGCUUUGAUCCAGCACAUGCACCAAGUAUCUUGGCUGCUGGCAGUGUCAUGCAAAGCCAUGGGGAUCACGAGGUCGCACUCAAUAAGUAUCGAGUAGCUGCCGAGAAGUGCGAUUACAAUGGAUGUUUAUGGAAUAAUAUUGGCGUUUGUUUAUUUGCAAAGGGGAAAUAUGUGGCGGCAAUUUCGUGUCUAAAAAAGGCAGCCUAUCUUUGUCCUCUUGAACAUCGCAUUCUCUACAACCUCGGCCUCGUCCAUAACGCAAUGCAACAGUACUGUUCUGCAUACCAUUUUCUAGCUGCUGCCAUGGCGCUGAGCCCCAGGAAUCCACAAGUUUUUGGAGCUCUAGCUGUUGUUCUAAGCGCUAUGCAGGACCCGGCAAAUGCGGAGAAAGCGUAUGUUAAAGCGAUGAGCCUGAAGCCAAAUGCACAGACGAUUUUAAACUUCGCAAUAUCCACUGGUAAAGCGGGGAAACACGAAAUGUCCAUGGCACUCCUUGAUAAAUAUAAGGAAUAUGAAAAUGCUAAUAAAGUACCACCGGUAAUAAAAAGCCUAGCGCAAAAGCUAGAACAUGUUUUAACAAUGAAGGAAGCCACGGCAGCUACUCCGGAACCAUCACAACCAGCUCCGGAAUGGCCCCCACGAGAAGUGGCUGAA